This is a messenger RNA of Prosopis cineraria, 2366 nucleotides long. Its product is annotated as guanine nucleotide-binding protein alpha-1 subunit. NCBI's taxonomy places the organism in Eukaryota, Viridiplantae, Streptophyta, Magnoliopsida, Fabales, Fabaceae. Gene Ontology annotation, molecular function: GTPase activity; G-protein beta/gamma-subunit complex binding; guanyl nucleotide binding. The transcript has 14 exons. Bases 922 to 2076 code for a protein of 384 amino acids. Gene Ontology annotation, cellular component: heterotrimeric G-protein complex. Gene Ontology annotation, biological process: adenylate cyclase-modulating G protein-coupled receptor signaling pathway. The record is from RefSeq and is a predicted model, not a curated record.
UCAAGAUGCAAGCUAAUGCUUCUUUCUUUUUUACUUUCUGGGUUUUUGAAUUUGAUUCUUGUAGCAUUCUCUACUCUUUUCCUGCACGGUUAUAAAAAAUUUGAUGGGCUGACUGUACUCUGCAUGCCCGUGCUUGUUCGUAUGUCGAAAUUUCUUGCUUUCUAAUGCAGAGACCAGCGUGAAAGAGCAUGUAAUGUAUGGUCUGUGUUGAUUGUAACGCGAAGCUAAACAGUGAAAAAACAAAGUAUUGCCCGCUUAAAUUGAUUGCUGUUUGAUGCCUAAGAGAUUAAUGACUUGAUUAUUCUGGAGAUAACCAAAAAUAGCGUACGGUGGCGCGCAAACACUCAGCGAAACAAUGGUCCGUGUAAAUACAUAGCUGAGUUCUGUGUUUUUUUCUCUUUCCUUUAGUUUUCUUGUAAUAAUCCUCAUUAACUGUCUUUGGUGGAAGUUGCUUGAUACGGUAAAAUCAAAUAAUCAGAGGACUGGAACAACGUAUCAAUGUCUACAUGGUAUCCCUAGUACCCUUAGACAUCCAUACAGUUUGUUCACGUGACAUCAAAUUAUCCUCUGGUUCUGAAAGGUUGAGUUUCCUCUGGCUGUCCAUUUAAUCUUGCAUUUUGGUCAUUUAUCGUACUCGGGGUUUUCUGUAAGACCUUCGCUUUAAAUUCAAAGGGAAAAUAUAUUUUAGCAAAAGCCUAUAUGGAUAAUAGUUUUAACUUUUAACACGCUCCCGCUGGUCUGUGCCCCCAAGUCUGUUUUGUUUUGUUUGGCUGUCUGUUAUUGGACUAAAUAUAUCAGCUUUGCAUGCUGAUGCGAGUUGCAUGAAUACAUUACCUCGGGAGUGGAUCCUAGUCGUCUUUGUUAACCCCUGAAACUGUCCUAGUUCUCUUGUUAGGUGAACUCAAAUCCCAGUAUUAAAUUAUGGGCUUACUCUGCAGCAGAAAUAGUCGAUAUAAUGAUGCUGAUGCUGAAGAAAAUGCACAGGCUGCUGAAAUUGAAAAGAGAAUAGAACAAGAAACGAAGGCUGAAAAGCAUAUUCAGAAACUUCUCCUACUUGGUGCUGGAGAGUCAGGGAAGUCUACGAUCUUUAAACAGAUAAAACUCUUGUUUCAAACUGGUUUUGAUGAGGCAGAGCUCAAGAGCUACGCCCCAGUCAUUCAUGCAAAUGUGUAUCAGACAAUAAAAAUACUGCAUGAUGGAUCAAAGGAAUUGGCUCAGAAUGAAACCGAGUCUUCAAAGUAUGUGAUAUCCAAUGAAAACAAGGAUAUUGGAGAGAAACUAUCAGAGAUAGGAGGCAGGGUGGAUUACCCACAUCUCACUAAGGAGCUUGCACAGGAAAUAGAGACCUUGUGGAAAGAUGCUGCAAUUCAGGAAACAUAUGUCCGUGGUAAUGAACUCCAAGUUCCAGAUUGUGCCAAUUAUUUUAUGGAAAAUUUGCAGAGACUGUCUGAUGCUGAUUAUGUUCCAACAAAGGAGGAUGUUCUGUAUGCUAGAGUUCGUACCACUGGUGUUGUAGAGAUCCAGUUCAGUCCAGUUGGAGAAAACAAGAAAAGUGGUGAGGUUUAUAGGCUCUUUGACGUUGGAGGCCAGAGAAAUGAGAGGAGAAAAUGGAUUCAUUUGUUUGAAGGAGUUACUGCUGUAAUAUUCUGUGCUGCUAUCAGCGAGUAUGAUCAAACACUUUUUGAGGAUGAAAACAAGAACAGAAUGAUGGAGACUAAGGAACUUUUUGAGUGGGUCCUAAAGCAGCCGUGUUUUGAGAAAACAUCCUUCAUGCUAUUUUUAAAUAAGUUUGACAUCUUCGAGAAGAAGAUCCUAAAAGUCCCACUUAAUGUUUGUGAGUGGUUCAAAGAUUACCAGCCAGUUUCCUCCGGGAAACAAGAGAUCGAGCAUGCAUACGAGUUUGUGAAGAAGAAAUUCGAGGAAUUGUAUUUCCAGAGCACGGCACCUGAUCGUGUGGAUCGCGUCUUCAAAAUUUACCGGACGACUGCCUUGGACCAGAAGCUUGUGAAGAAGACUUUCAAGCUUGUGGAUGAGUCAUUGAGGCGGAGGAAUCUGUUCGAAGCUGGCUUAUUAUAACCGAGAAACGAUAUACUGGGGGGUAUGAAGUAAUCCUCACAGUGGAAGAGGUCGUAAGAUUUUGGGUACAUUAGGGGAGAGGUAUACUAAAUAUUUAUUCCGAUUUGUUGAUUUUUAUGCCCAGGUAAUUAAUGUUGUUGAAUGGGGGUAUAUUUGAGGGUAAAAUUAGUCGAAUUGAAGUUUCACAGAAACGACAUCAUGAUUUGUGAAUCCUGAUUAUCUUCGAUCCAAACCCACUAAUGAUGUAUUUCAUAAUCCAUGUCUGUUAAUGUUUUUUCUUCUAAAUAUCA